Molecule: messenger RNA, 972 nt
Organism: Juglans regia (Persian walnut)
Lineage: Eukaryota; Viridiplantae; Streptophyta; Magnoliopsida; Fagales; Juglandaceae
Product: metalloendoproteinase 3-MMP-like
Exons: 1
Coding region: 1-972 (323 amino acids)
Biological process (GO): collagen catabolic process; proteolysis; extracellular matrix organization
Cellular component (GO): extracellular matrix
Molecular function (GO): metalloendopeptidase activity; zinc ion binding
Source: RefSeq, a predicted model, not a curated record
AUGGCUUCUAAACUUCGUUCACUCUCCUCGUUCCUUGUACUCUUCCUCCUCUUUCACCUCCUCCCUCUCCUUUCUUAUGCAACUUUACCGAACUCGCAUGAUGGAAAGCCAUUAUCCAUUGAGUUUCUUAAGAAUCUUAAAGGAUGCCAAAAGGGUGAUAUCGUCAAAGGGAUCCAUGACCUCAAAGAUUACCUUGAACAUUUUGGUUAUUAUAACCAUCCCACCAAGCCUAACAACGAUGAAUUUGACGAACUCUUGGAAUCCGCGAUCAAAACUUAUCAGCUUAAUUAUAAUCUCAAGGCCACUGGAAUUUUGGAUGCGAAAACAAUAUCAAAGAUGAAGAUGCCUCGUUGUGGCAUGCCAGAUAUCAUCAACGGUACAAAUUGGAUGCAUUCGGGGGGUAGCAACAAAAAGGGACAUCAUGGUGGCCACCUAAUUGGUUCAUUCCAUGUCGUCUCGCACUAUGAAUUCUUGCCCGGAAAACUGAGAUGGCCAGAUUCAAAGCGUCAUCUAACCUAUAGAUUUCUUGGGGGCUUCCCAGAUGCAUACAUAAGCCCCGUUGAAGAAGCUUUCAAAACAUGGGCAAGGAACUCAACAUUCACGUUCUUUCGUGCUAGCAGCUACUGGAAAUCACCAUAUAGAAGACGCCGUUGGCCAACAGUAUCAGAUCUCAAAAUUAGUUUUGAAGAGAGGGAACAUGGAGAUGGGUAUCCUUUUUAUAAUGGAAUCCUGGCUCAUGCUUUUUGGCCAUCUGAUGGGAGACUCCAUUUCAAUAAGGAGCAACAAUGGAGUGUGGUUGCUGCCCCAAGUGCGUAUCACCUCGGUACGAUUGCCUUGCAUGAAAUCGGGCACCUUCUUGGACUCGCCCAUACCUCACUUGAGGAUGCUAUUAUGUACCCUUACUUCCUUGCAGGACAGAGUAAAGAUUUGACCAAGGACGAUAUUGACGGAAUCAACAACUUAUAUGCUUGA